GCUCUGGCGAGACCAUGGCCACCACAGUGGUGUCAACUCCAGGCGGGACAACCCCAGCUGCAGUGACUCCAGUUAGAACCACGCCUGAACCGGAGAAAGUUUCUGAAGUCCAGGAACAAGAAAAAAUUCUGUCUCCAAAUUUUCUUUCAGUAGCCCAAAUUACUGAAUUACUAGCAGAGAACAUAGAUGGAGUUGAACAAAAAAUGCAAAAUUUUUUGAAUUUUGAUUCCGUUCAAACAUGUUUAAAGAAAGCUGUUAUACUAGAUUAUUAUGUGUCUGGAUUUUUGUGGGCUAAAGGAAUGGACUUUUCUAUAAAUCAGCUCUCAAAGUUCAUGACUUUACUUGACACGAUGCUUCAAAAUCUUAAAAUGCUUCAUAUGUCCUUAGAAAGCAGCAUAAAAUGGCUCGGAGAAACCAUGGCUGAAAUGGGACCGUCCCAUUCAAGAAAAAGUGAGGAACUGCAUAUCUUUAAUGUCAAACAAGCCAAUGCCAUUAUUGACUAUUUAAAGAUAAGCUUACUUCAACACUACAAGCUCUAUGAGUUUCUGUUCUGUUCUGCCAGGGAACAAAUGGUGAUAGGAACUGAGCAAGUGAUAGAGGUUGUCAAGUCUUCAAGUUCCUUUUUCCCUGAUCCUUUAGAAGAAGGAAUCUCAUUAGAUAUCUACUCAACAUUUAUAGAAACACCACCAACACUGACUGUAGAAACAAAAAGACUGGAUCAAAGACAAGGCUCUGAGCAACCCCAACCAGAAGCCAGCACUUCCAAUAUGGAUCCUUUAGUUGAUUUCACCAUCGAAGAUAUAAAAUCACUGCUGGAUCAAGUCACAGAUGAUAUUUUAAUCAACAUUCAGACCGAGAUAAACGAAAAGCUGCAAAUACAGGAAGAGGCCUUUAAUGCACGAAUAGAAAAAUUGAGAAAGGCCUGAGGACUGAGAACAAGGAGAGUGAUGCUAACUUCACAGAAGUAAACAGAACCAGCUAGAAUAAUAGUUUCUCUAGGGUUUGAUGUCUCCCAUUUAGUUGGGAGAGAAAAACCAAACCCCAUUUUUUUAUUAUCCUAAGUAAUUAGGAAAGUAUUGGCCCCAGUUUUGCUAUCUUCUGUUCCAUAAUAGUCUCUAAAUUUAUUGUGCUAUAAGUAGAAAGAACAUUUUGUAUACAAGAGUUUGAAGGAUUGUAUAUUAAAGCACAAUUACUUUUAUGAUGCUUCUUUGACAUUUUGACUAAUAAAUGCUAUUCAUCUUGAA
Messenger RNA from Erinaceus europaeus (western European hedgehog), 1244 nucleotides. It is a transcript of the gene CABCOCO1, whose product is annotated as ciliary associated calcium binding coiled-coil 1. Lineage: Eukaryota; Metazoa; Chordata; Mammalia; Eulipotyphla; Erinaceidae. The record is from RefSeq and is a predicted model, not a curated record. The transcript is spliced from 8 exons. Bases 15 to 926 code for a protein of 303 amino acids.